AUGUCGGCAACAAAAAUAUUAACGCCCAUGAACCAUGGGACAGCCGGUUUGAUAAAGUUUGUUCCACACUUCAAACAACUCAAAAUAGGUUGGACAGCUUGUGCACCAAGGUCUGAAGGCGUGGAGCAAUUUGUUGAAGAAUAUCUGCCUGUUAUUAGGUUUGUUUUCUCAAUAUUGUUAUUUCGACAGCUUUUUUUCGAAAAUCAAAAUUUUUUAUCAAUUCUUUAAAAGUCUCAUCUAUAAAUUCGGUAAAACUUCUGUUCUUGAUGCAAUUAUUUUAGGGAAAACAAUCCCGACGUUAAAUUCAGUUUGUACAGAACCCACACUUUGAUCGACCCUUUCCUAAAAGGUCUUUAUAACUUUAACCGAGAGCGCAACCGUCGGUUGGUAUGGAAGACGGCCGAACAGGUACUGGCUCAAGUUGAAGAAAUGGCCCUAGGUGGUGACUUUAGGCCAGGCAGGAAACGUGGAGUCAACAAAAGACUGCCUCGAGGUCUGGAAAUCUGGGAUUCUGAGACGAAAGGUCACGAUGUGUUCGAAGUUUACAGUAAAUGGAAGGCGGAUCCGGCUCCAGAAGGCACGAUCAAGAGUAUGCAACAUCCGAAUCUUGUUCAUAAACCGCAUUAG
Molecule: messenger RNA, 627 nt
Organism: Bursaphelenchus okinawaensis
Lineage: Eukaryota; Metazoa; Nematoda; Chromadorea; Rhabditida; Aphelenchoididae
Source: the annotation of a GenBank genome assembly